AUGACCAUGACCGAAAGCCGGAAUGAGGCCAUUGGUCGGAAAACAUUCAAGCCGCGCCGAAACGGUGCUGCUCGCAGCCAGAGGGACCGGCAUUAUGCAUGCAGUACCUGUGAAGAGAGCUUUACGAGAUCGGAACACCUACGGCGCCAUGAGCUGUCCCAUCGCAAUCACAAACCUCAUGCAUGUCCACACUGCACUCUGACGUCGGCUCGCAAAGACGUCAUCUCCAGACACGUCAAAAAGUUCCAUCGUCCCGUCAGUACGGAUUCCCCUGGACGACGAAACGACAAUGAGGCCCUCUUUCCAUUUGCUCAGCCGGACAUCAACGCCCCCACGGCCAUUGGGGCGCCACCUCCUCCGUCCCCUGGUGCCACGAUCUAUCCGAAUCCAACCUUGGAAAUCCCCUAUGACGGCUCUUCCGAAUCUCUUCUUCUGGGCAACCCCCCGGUGGAUCUUAUGCCAGACGCCGGAGCACCGAGAUCCGACGUCGACAUCGACUUCGAAAUUCUCGACGAUUACAUUUUCCAAUUCCUGCAACCAGACGCCACCGUCUUCGCUCCUAUCACCUCGGAUUGUUCGAGGAAGACUCCAGACCACCGGGUGGAAAUGACCCGAGCCUUGGAUACGGAUUACCAGAGCAACGGUCUUUUCCUAGAAGUGUCGCCGCGGGAAAUAGAGCAGGCCGAGGCUCAACUCAAGCAGUUCGACGUGGAAGAGCGUCUCAGUGGCUUCGGCUACCCCUCACGAUACAAAGUGAUCAGGUUCCUGAAGGGAUUCCUGAAUUAUUUUUUACCGCAUACACCGAUUGUGCAUAAGCCGACAUUCAGUCUCACCACGACUUCGGCUCCGUUAGUCCUUGCCAUCUUAUCGGUCGGGGCAAUUCACGUCAAUGAGGCUGAAGUGGCGACCAAUCUUCACCAUGCGGUGUUGAAGUUGCUUGCAGAGCAUGAUGAGUUGGUCACGGUUGGUGAGAAAGAAGCAACCUUUCAGUUAUGGGAAUUCCAAACGAGACUCCUCUCUUGCCAAUUUGGCCUGUUUAGCGGUGACUCUAUCCUCCAACGUCAAGCUCGGUUGGCCUUCGCCAGACUCCCCGCGCUCGCCCAAGAGGCCAAGAUCGCUGCUAGCGCUGCGUCGGGGAAUACGUGUAUCGCUUGGACGGGAGUGCUGGCCGCCGUGCUGCUGUGCGAUGAAGAAGAGGUUGCCUUCAAAUUUCGCAUUGCGGAACCGGACGUGCCUCUGCCUUGUUCCGAAUUGCAAUGGUCUGCCUCCGCGAGCGACUGGCAGGAAACGCCACGCCCACAGAUAUCGUCCGUCGAAUCCUUCCGGAAAACUAUCGAGGGUCAGCCAGUCGACGGGGAUGUCACUCCCUUUGGCAUCUUGGCAAUCAUCAGUGCGAUCCUGUCCUAUAUUUGUUCAAUGGAAAACUUGAACGAAUACCACAUUCAGCGCUCUCCCCAGUUGGAGGACGGGUCCUUGGAAACGGCCCUCCGGGUGUGGGAAGAUACAUGGAAGCGACAUCCGUAUUCCCAUUCCUUGCCCGAGGCCCCUCACGGUCCUCUGAUGGCCGAUUCCAUCCUCGUCUUGAACUCCGCGUACUGUCAUCUCUACGCCAGCCGCCAGCUGAGAGAGCUCAAGGCUUUCGUUCGAUCUUCCGCUUUGCACACGUCUCCGCUCGACCUGGAAAGUCUCUACAGCCUGCCUUGCCACCCGCGUCUGGUCAAAGGCCUCACGCGAGCGGCGCGGUCUCUCUUGCUCCGGGUACGUUUGGGAAUCCGACAUCUGAUGAAGACCGCAUCGCUCAGCCACGCAUGCUACGGCCCCCUGCCAUCAUACGAAGGGGGCCUGUUGCUGACCUGGUACCUACUGGGGAUUCGGAUCUUUGGAAAACCCGAAAAACCCGAUCCAACCAUCAAUAGCAUUAUCGAUGAGAUGGUCACUGAAAGCGAAGGGGCAUAUGAACCGCCGAUCCAGCGGGAAGUUCUACCGUUGAUGCUCGUUGAAGACCUGCUCCGAGAACGAUGGGUCUGGCAGUCGGCCGGCCUACUGGGUGAAAACCUCAGACGGAUGAUCCGGUGGAUCGACAGUUUGAAGGAAUAUAUUUAA
Molecule: messenger RNA, 2103 nt
Organism: Penicillium riverlandense
Lineage: Eukaryota; Fungi; Ascomycota; Eurotiomycetes; Eurotiales; Aspergillaceae
Product: C2H2-type zinc finger protein
Exons: 8
Coding region: 1-2103 (700 amino acids)
Biological process (GO): regulation of transcription by RNA polymerase II
Cellular component (GO): chromatin
Molecular function (GO): RNA polymerase II cis-regulatory region sequence-specific DNA binding; DNA-binding transcription factor activity, RNA polymerase II-specific
Source: RefSeq, a predicted model, not a curated record